CUCUCUCCAACCAUUUAUACGGUGCUUCCUGCUGCUUCAAGUGUGAAUUUCAAAGAACUGAAUAAAUAAUGGAAUCUUUUAUAGGAUCGGAAGAAACUGAAAACUGUUAUUGUUCAAGUACGAAUUUUGAUCCUCACAUGUUAACAUGCACAGAAUGUAAGAAACGUUUUCAUCCUUCAUGCCUUAAAUCUGGCCGUCCCUCAGAUUUAACCGGAGAUAUUUAUUUUAAAUUUAUUUGUGCAAAUUGUUCUGCAGAUGGCACAGAAAGUGUGAAACGAAUGAAAUUGCAAUGGACUUUAGUAAUUAUUCUUGCACUGUAUAACUUGCAGUUGCAAGGCGGCGGGAAAUGUGGGUAUUUCCGUUGGAGAGAACACAUAUGCCGUUUUAUUGAUAAAAACUGGACAGUAUUUUUCGGUACUGAUAGAAAAAAAAGUGCCACUUGGCAUGGCACAGUAGCUGGUUCUUUAUCAACUGGCGCUAACAGAUAUUUUGUAUCUGGUAUGGAAGUAUUGGGCGAGACUGGUUGGUGGUCACUUAAAAGCUCGAAGUUACCCUCUGUUGAGGAAAUUGAAUCCGUUACCCUAAAUAUAAAACCAAAUCGUAAACGCAAAACUAUGCAGGAAUUGACUUCUGCACCUGUUGUUGAAGGUUCCAGAAAAAAGAACCAAAACAUUGUUGAAGCCGCUGUAGCUUUAAAGGAGAAGAAAGCCUGUAUUGUAAGUGAUGAUAAGAUAUCAAAACCGAGGAAGAAGGGUGAAAGUAAAACUAAGAUUAAGUCUUCACUGCCACAUAAAUUAAAACUUGUUGUUCCAAAAACCAAUAUACCUAGUGAUUAUGAGUUUCAAGAUAAUUUAGCUCCUAAACAUGAUGUGCCUAAAAUUAUAAUAAAAUCAGAACCUAAUGUAACGCCAUCACUUUCAGAAGAUCCAAUAAGUCUUUGGAUAAAAGAUGAACCAAAAGAUAAUAUUGACCUUGAUAUCCAGGAUAUACCUGAUAUGUUUGAUUUUUCUGCUCCAUUAGAUACACCAGAUUGCUUGAACUCUUUUCUUGAUGGUAUGCUCUCUGAAAUAAGCUCUGAUAAAAUCAGCAUAAAAUCUUCAACUCAUGAUUAUGAAAGUGAAGAAGAAAGCAGUAAUUCUUGUAAGACACUAAGUACUAUGAAGAAGGUGCAGCAGCAUCCUGAUACCAGUCGUAAGAGAAAAGCAGUUACAAAAGAUGAGAGCCCAGUAAAAGAAACAGUUGUAACAGUGUCAAAAUUCACACUUAUGACUCCGUAUGAAGAAGAUCAACUUCUAGAAAAAUUGCAAAAAUAUCCUACAGCAAUGAAAGAGAGGUCAGAUGUGAGGCGUCUCUACAGAAAGUUAGUCAUUAGGAAAUUGAAAAGAGAAAAAAAUAUUCCAUUGUUUGAUAUAGAUGCGGAAAUGAGAUCCAUAAGAGGAAUGGACCCACCUGAUUAUGCUGAUAGAGAGUAUUUAAACAAAGUUACUAACUCAGUUACCAAACGUAAUAAUAUUCUUGAUCGUUUUCAGACUAACCAUUGUAAUGUUCGAGGUAAAUUUUCUCAACAUGUAUCUUUUGUUACUCGUUUAAUGGGCCUUGAAGAUGAGCAACAAGAAAGUAUUGUUAGCCCUUAUACUGAGAGAGUUUUAAAGCCUUUUAUAUUUCGAAACCAUAAAAUAAAACCAUUGAAAUUGUGUUUAUUAGAAGAAAUUGUAUCGUACUCAAAUCGUUCCAAUCCUAAUUGGAAACCUCCGAAACUGAGCCCUAUAGACUUUUGCUAUGUUCGACCUCAGCACAUACCAGGGAUCAAUGCUUUGUGCCAUGAGUUUUUUUGGCCAGGAAUAGACCUAUCUGAAACUCUUCAGUAUCCUGAUUUUAGCUGUGUUGCAUUAUACCGGAAAGUCAUAAUAGGAUUUGCUUUCAUGGUGCCUGAUGUGAAAUACAAUGAAGCAUAUAUUACUUUCAUAUUUUGUCAUCCGGAAUGGAGGAGAGCUGGUAUUGCUACUUUCAUGCUUUAUCAUCUCAUUCAAACAUGCAUGGGUAAAGAUGUAACGCUUCAUGUAUCGGCAACAAGUUCAGCUGUAUUUUUGUAUCAGAAGUUUGGCUUCAAGGUUGAGGAAUUUAUUCAUGAUUUUUAUGACAAAUAUCUUCCUCCAGAUUCCAAAGAAUGUCGUCAUGCAUUGUUUUUAAGACUGAGUCGAUAAUUACUUCCGCUUAUUCAUGCAACUUUUCUAUGAGUGGUUGUUUUAUGAAUAAUGCAUGUUUCUGUAGCAAUCUAGCAUCUAGCAUAGUCACUGGAAUCUAGUCAAGCUAUUUCCAUCAUGCUUUAUGUAGUUUAUAGAGUGUUUUUUUUUUUUUUUUUUGUCUGUGUGUUUUGUUUUCUAAGUUAUUAAUAUUACAGUAAGACCCCGCUUAACGCGGGGGAUACGUUCCAUCAAAGUAGAGCGUAAU
Stegodyphus dumicola is the source of this 2451-nucleotide messenger RNA. Its product is annotated as cysteine-rich protein 2-binding protein-like. Gene Ontology annotation, molecular function: histone acetyltransferase activity. Lineage: Eukaryota; Metazoa; Arthropoda; Arachnida; Araneae; Eresidae. The record is from RefSeq and is a predicted model, not a curated record.